This is a messenger RNA of Eurytemora carolleeae, 348 nucleotides long. RefSeq names its product calumenin. The coding region runs from base 52 to 333 and encodes 93 amino acids. The transcript has 4 exons. The record is from RefSeq and is a predicted model, not a curated record. NCBI's taxonomy places the organism in Eukaryota, Metazoa, Arthropoda, Copepoda, Calanoida, Temoridae.
AGAAGACGACAUUUAAAGUCUUCGAACAGCAUUUUUAGAAAAUCUUCCAAAAUGUUGAGUUUAAGUUUGUUAACUCAAUUUUUAAUAUUUACAGCAUGCACCCAUGCUGCAAGCUUGGACAAGGAUUUUGUCAGAUCUGAUUCAAGGAUUAUAAGAGGACGACCUUUAUCUGAUACCGCCCGGAGAGAGGAUGAUGGAUUUGAUUAUGAUCAUGAUGCAUUUCUUGGAGAUGACCUUAGCUCCCAGUUUGAUGCUCUCAGUCCUGAGGAAUCACUGCGAAGGUUGAAAAUAAUCCUGGGAAGAAUAGAUUCAAAUGGAGAUGGGUAUGGUUAGGAAUUAUUCAGAAAA